GGCACCCUGCAAUGCAGUUUGAAGAACAGGGUGCGCCAUCUGGCGACCCCAGCAAGAAGCUUGAAGGCGUUCGCGCGCAUGGGCCUUUCUUCGCUGCCAUUGCUCAACGCGGGUACAGCGUGGUCUUUUUGAGCUUUUGCCUUUCGCGUCCGAAAUACCUGCGCCUGUUUUCUCUAGUUUAAGAUCCGAUGGCGUCAUCAGAACCGUGUGGUCGCACCCCUGUGAAGAAGAAAAGUGGGCGCAGGUACUGCUCUGUCAAAGACUGCCACAGUCGCGAAGGGACACCAGGCGUGAGGCUGUACAGUUUUCCGUCAAAGCCUUGGGAGAAGUCACGAAGGCAAAAAUGGAUUAUCGCCGUGCGACGAGUCAAUUUUGAGGACUCCUCUAGCUGGCAGCCUAAUCGAGAUUCGAGGGUGUGUUCCAAACAUUUUGUGAAUGGCGAGAAAAGCACAAUUGAAAGCCACCCAGGUUAUGUACCAACAAUAUUCCCGACCGUGUACAAGAAGAGGUCCACUUCAUCUACUGCUCAGCUGGCUAGAUUUAAUAGGUGGAAGCAGCGGCACUCUGGGUCAUCUGCAUCACUGGCUACUCCUGCAUCAGCUGAUUCCCCUGGACCAGCUUCUCCCUACACAGCUGAGACAGGAGCCAUUGGUACCAGCAGCCUUACCACAGUUGAUCUAGCAACUAGUACAGACCUGUUGUACGAGCGGAGCUCGACAGAGGGCUUGGAUCUACUGUCCACUGUCGCUGCUGAGCUUUGCACUGCAGUAAAAUCUGUGGUAAGCUCCUGAAAAUUUCGGAAACUGAAGUUGAAUGCCUGAAAUUGUACAGCUAAAUAUGUUCUUCGCUCUUAUACCAUGCUCAGUUACGCCUCCCUGUGUAGCAUAGGCAGCAAGUUAGCAGUGUUGUACUCUUAUUGCUCAUUCCCUUCUCAUUUUUUCAGUGCAGCACUUGAU
Molecule: messenger RNA, 956 nt
Organism: Dermacentor silvarum
Lineage: Eukaryota; Metazoa; Arthropoda; Arachnida; Ixodida; Ixodidae
Product: peroxynitrite isomerase THAP4-like
Exons: 3
Coding region: 189-791 (200 amino acids)
Molecular function (GO): sequence-specific DNA binding
Source: RefSeq, a predicted model, not a curated record